Molecule: messenger RNA, 537 nt
Organism: Selaginella moellendorffii
Lineage: Eukaryota; Viridiplantae; Streptophyta; Lycopodiopsida; Selaginellales; Selaginellaceae
Product: macrophage migration inhibitory factor homolog
Exons: 5
Coding region: 62-409 (115 amino acids)
Molecular function (GO): phenylpyruvate tautomerase activity
Source: RefSeq, a predicted model, not a curated record
GUUAUUAAACGUCAAAGGAGAGAGGAGCUUGGCGCAUUUCACGGAAGACGCGAAAUCUAGGAUGCCGACGCUCAACAUUAGCACCAAUGUGCCGCUCGAUGGCGUCUCGACAUCGGAUAUUCUCAAGGACGCUAGCAGGACAGUCGCGCGCGUUCUUGGCAAGCCAGAGAGUUAUGUGAUGAUCAUCAUAAAUGGUGCUGUGCCAAUCUCUUUUGGAGGGAGUGAGGAGCCAGCAGCAUACGGGGAGCUCGUUUCAAUCGGCGCAAUCUCUCCCGACUCGAACAAGAAGUUGAGCAAAGCCAUAGCCGAGCUCCUCCAGUCCAAGCUCGCAGUGCCCCCGAAUCGCUUCUACAUCAAAUUCUACGAUGUCAAGGGAAGCAACUUUGGCUGGAAUGGAUCGACUUUUUAGGCAGAACUUUUUCUUGAUAUAAAUCUUUGCUCGCUCGUAUCGUUGGUAAGAAAAUUGCUACAAUGGGGGGCGGGGCGAUCUUCGUUUUGAUCGUUUUAAUCUAAAGAACGAUUUGAUAUCUUUAGCUA